GUGGAGCCGAUUGAAAGGCUGUGGGCUGUGUUUCAAUCGCCCAAACAGCACGAAAGCAGUCCGCCAAUUGCUGACAAGAAAAUCAAACGGUAGGAAUGGGAAUGUAUCCAGUCAGCGUCAACGUUGUUUCAGAAGCAUGAUGGGCGAUAGAGCUACCGCCAAAGGCUUUCGUUGCUGUUCGGUAGAACUCGGAGAGUCUCGACUACUCCAGCACGUUUUUGGUCAUGACGGUCGUGGUCGUGACGCAGAUGGACGCCAGUGAUACAACCAGCAUGGAUACCGGAUCUCAGCAGCCACUGAAUUCAGUUCGGUCUCUUCUCCAGUAUCCGUUCGAGAGGAGAACUAUGGUGGAAAAACUUAAUGUCAAAGAGCUUGGACCAGAUCAGCCCGACGUAAAGAUAAGCCAGUAGGAGGAGGAGAGAGGUAAACUGUACACACCAGGCUUCUGGGAAGGCUUGGCUAGCUGGAUGGAAUCACGCUAAUGCGUUAUUUUGCUUUCCGUGUUUGUUAUUCAGAACGACUGUGACAGAUGAGGCAUGGAUUGAGUCAGGAGUUACGGACAUGAAACAUUUUUCUGAGAAGGUGAAGAAACAUGAGUAGCUACACCGGGCACACAUGGACAACACCGUGAAGCUAGCUAUGCUAGGCAGAGCUAACAUUGCCAUGCAGCUAGAGACGAGGGACACAGGCUUGCAGUGAAGAAACACAAUGAAGAAGUGGAUCAGAACCGGCACAUUUUGUCCAAGAGAGAGAUGUCAACACAGUGUAUGAGCACAAGGAUGACCUCCUCAGAUGUUUCCAGAUGAUCAGAGACUCGGAUGACUUUGAUCUAAUCACUGAGAGAGAGGCAGGAGGCUUUGUGAGAAUGCUGGAGGAAGAAGAUUUCGGCUUUCUGCUGGCAUUGUGUCACAAGAUCACGCCACAUGUGGACAUGCUGUUCAACCAGCUGCAGAAGAGGAACAUUGACUCUGUCUACAUCACAGGGGUUAUCCAGAGCUUCACCAACAGUAUGCAAAAGAUCAGGUUUCAGAAGCACGUCCACACGUACAGAAUCCUACCAGACGAGGAGGGAUUCCUGGCAGUACAGACAUCUCAGGGCGUGCAGCCAAAGAGGUUUAAGACGCUCCCAGAGCUGGUGUCGCUGUACCUGCAGCCCAGUCAGGGCCUGGUCACCACGCUGCUGUACCCCGUGGACAGAGAGGAGACGGCUGUUCUCGAUGAUAGGGACUAUUCAGAUGGAGAGGAUGAGAAGCCUCCCCUCCCCCCUCGCUCCGCCUCCACCUCCACUUCCUCUGCACCAGAAACUCCCACAGAAAGCGCUCCAGCUGCUAACGGCCUUAGCACCAUCUCCCACGAGUACCUGAAGGGCAGCUACGCGUUGGACCUGGAAGCUGUUAAGCAGGGCGCCUCCUCGCUGCCUCAUCUCAACAAGACACUAGUAUCUUCCUGCAAACGUCUUAAUGGGGAGGUGGACAAGGUGUUGUCAGGUCUGGAGAUUCUCUCCAAAGUGUUUGAUCAGCAGAGUGCAUUUAUGGUCUCGAAGAUGAUCCAACAGUCGGUGAAUCAGGGUGGAGACCAGGAACUGGAGAACUUGGUGACCAAACUGGCGAUUCUCAAAGACCUGCUGUCCUCUAUAGAGAAGAAGGCUCUGAAAGCUCUACAGGACAUGAGUUUGUCCUCUCCAGGCUCCCUUCCUCUGUUCUCCAUGCGUCGCAGUAAAGCCAUUCCUGUGCAGGCCUUCGAGGUGAAACUCGAUGUUUACCUGGCGGAGCUGACAAAGAUUGGAAAGAGUCAGAAGUACACCUUAUCUGUGGAUGUGGAGGGGGGCAGGCUGGUGGUGAUGAAGAAGGUGAAGGACAACCAGGAGGACUGGAACACCUUCACACAUGACAAGAUACGUCAGCUGAUCAAGUCACAGCGGGUUCAGAAUAAGCUGGGCAUUGUGUUCGAGAAGGAGAAGGAUAAGAGUCAGAGGAAGGACUUCAUCUUUGCUAGUGCUAAGAAGCGGGAGGCCUUUUGCCAGCUGCUACAACUGAUGAAGAACAAGCAUUCCAAUCAGGACGAGCCAGACAUGAUUUCCAUCUUCAUCGGCACUUGGAAUAUGGGCUCGGUUCCUGCGCCGAAGUCUGUGGCUUCGUGGGUUUUGUGUCGCGGCCUGGGGAAGACUCUGGACGAGAUGGCCGUCACCAUCCCUCAUGACCUGUAUGUGUUCGGGACUCAGGAGAACUCGGUGUGCGACCGGGAGUGGGUGGAAACACUACGAGCUGUCCUCAAAGAUCAGACAGAACUGGAUUAUAAGCCGAUCGCGGUGCAGACGCUGUGGAACAUAAAAAUCGCUGUGUUGGUCAAACCAGAACAUGAGAACAGGAUCAGCCACGUGGGGAUGUCCAGCGUGAAGACGGGGAUAGCCAACACGCUGGGUAACAAAGGAGCCGUGGGUGUGUCGUUCAUGUUUAAUGGAACAUCGUUUGGCUUUGUGAACUGUCACCUGACAUCAGGAAAUGAGAAGAUUGCCAGGAGGAACCAGAACUACCUUGAUAUCCUGAGGCUGUUGUCGCUAGGAGACAAACAGCUGGGCUCCUUUGACAUCUCUCUGCGUUUCACACAUCUGUUCUGGUUGGGAGACCUCAACUACAGGCUGGACAUGGAUAUUCAGGAAAUUUUGAACUACAUCAACAGGAAAGAGUUUGAACCACUGCUAAAAGUGGACCAGCUCAACCUGGAACGGGAGAAGAACAAAGUAUUUUUACGUUUUGCGGAGGAGGAUAUCUCGUUUCCACCUACGUACCGUUAUGAGCGAGGCUCCAGGGACACGUACGUCUGGCAGAAGCAGAAGGCCACAGGGAUGAGGACGAAUGUCCCCUCCUGGUGUGACAGGAUCUUGUGGAAAUCGUACCCAGAAACUCACAUUGUGUGUAACUCUUACGGGUGCACUGAUGACCUCGUGACCAGUGACCAUUCCCCUGUGUUUGCUACAUUUGAGGUUGGAGUGACAUCACAGUUUGUUUCUAAAAAAGGUCUGCCAAAGUCUUCAGAGCAGGCCUACAUCGAGUUUGAGAGCAUCGAGGCCAUCGUGAAGACGGCCAGCAGGACAAAGUUCUUCAUCGAGUUCUACUCUACCUGUCUGGAAGAGUUUAAGAAGAGCUACGAGAACGACAGCCAGAACAGCGACAAUGUCAACUUCCUCCGUGUGGGCUGGUCCAACAAGCAGCUGACAACUCUCAAGCCCCUCCUCUCAGAGAUCGAGUACCUGCAGGACCAGCAUCUGCUGCUCACCGUCAAAUCAGUGGACGGUUAUGAGUCCUACGGAGAGUGUGUGUUGGCGCUAAAGUCGAUGAUCGGCAGCACAGCCCAGCAGUUCCACACUUACUUGUCCCACCGAGGUGAAGAGACGGGAAAUAUCCGGGGUUCCAUGAGGGUCCGAGUGCCCGCUGAGAGGAUGGGAACCAGGGAGAGGCUGUACGAGUGGAUCAGCGUGGACAACGAUGAGACUGGAGGACCCAAAGGGAAAUCCACCAUGGUGUCCAGAGUGGGACACGAUUAUGUCAAACAGUCUGUGGUGCGUAAACAGCUGGGAGAGCUGGGAAAGGUCACCGAGGAGGGCGAGAGAAACAGCAAAGAGGAAAUCACUUUGAGACCCAAACAGGACCCAUCAGAUGGAGAUUCAUCCAUCAGCAAGAACAGCUACAAUAACCCCGCCUACUACAUUCUGGAGGGUGUUCCCAACCAAUCUGCUGCAGCAAUUUCUCCCGAGCUCCUCCCAUCGCCCACCUCCUCCAACCCCCCAGCAGCCAAACUCCCCCCUUCUUCAGCUGGGGUGCGAAUCAAACCGCCUCCUGCGACCUCAGGACCUCCUCAUCCACGCAGACCUGGGACAGCGCAGGAGUGCUCCUCAGGGGAUGAUGGAGGAGCAGGUGUAGUGGGACAAGGAGGAGGAGGAGGAGGUGUCUUGGGGACCGUCGGUGGCACAAUGAAUCGACCCCCUCCCGACUUCCCCCCACCCCCGCUCCCUAAAGGAGCUCUAGAGAUGGCUGCAGAGGCCCCGUUCAACAAACCCCGCUCUCUUUACCCAGACCUGGCCGAGGUCAGGAUCCCGCCAGCUGGACCCAGCGGCCCCCUCGCACACGGAGAGGGCUUUAGGCGAGGAGGUGGGGGCGGGACGGGGGCGCUGGACGAUCAGUCCUGUUCAGUUCUGCAGAUGGCAAAAACUCUGAGUGAGAGCGAGUUUCCUGGCCAGCCUCCACGUGCUCCGUCGGCACCGCUGCUGCCGCGAGGGCAGCCUAUGGGCUUGGGCCUGGAAGCCUGCCGCACGUUCCCACCCAGACACCCCAUCCCGGAGAGCAUCGCCGAGGACAUGCCAGAGGAGGCUCUUUGGGGGAGCAGUAGUUCAUCUCUGUCUGUGGGGGAGUCUUCAGUGGGGGAGUGGCUGCAGAGAUUGGGUCUGGAGAAGUAUGAGCAGGGUCUUCUUCACAACGGCUGGGACGACCUGGAGUUCCUCAGUGACAUCACAGAGGAGGACCUGGAGGAGGCAGGCGUGCUCGACCCCGCCCACAAACAAAUUCUGCUGGAAAGCCUCAGGCAGCAGCAGCAGAAGUAAACAGCACCAAACUGGUCUUAGACUGGUCCAAACCGGCCUGGGACAACUUCAGGUCCCAAGAGGCCAGAUUUCAGCUGAACUGCACUAAGCUGGAGCACCCUGAUGCCAGAAAAGUGCCUUCUCAGAGAAAUUGCACUCAUUAGUAUUUUUUAUUUUCAAGAACAUCUUCUGAACCACCGUUCUUCUUUUGUUUGUGCUGUAUGUGCGUUGUCAUGGUUACAGACAUUGCCUUUUUUUAAGGAGAGUCAUUUCAGUCUUUCAAGCAUCACUACAUCACCGUUGGCUUAUUAAUGCAGACGCAUCUGUUGCUGUGAGGGGGUUAAAUAUUCAUCCUGUUUCCAGUUUGGAUUCCAUAACAACUCAUCCCUCUGAGUCUGUUUUUAUGUUUUCCCUUCGUCGUCAUCAUAAACAUUUAGACUGUGAGGAUCAUCAUUGGUGACUGGAGGGAAACGUCCCGUCGGGUUCCGUUACUGAGGCAAACAGGAAGUUGUGACAGAAGAAGCUAGCUGGUCCAGUUCAAGUGAGCACAACUCACUGUUUUGUUACUUCCAGUUGUGUGUGUUUAUUCAGUGGUGGCCUGAGGAGAGUGUGUCUGCACGUAUUUAUGGUUGAAUGUUUAAUGUUUUGUGACAAAAGGGAAUUUUCAGCCAACCAAAUGAAUAUUUUACUGUGUUUUUCAACUGAUGCAACAUUUUAUUAUCAGUUAUAGUUAAUUAUCCCCACACAUUACUGUACAAAGCACAAUUAUUAGGUUUCUAAGGAUUCAUUAGAAUAUAAAAGCAGCUCUGUGGUGUGAUGUGACUGAAUUAUACAUUUCAUGUGUUCAUAGUCAGGAUGCUACAUUUACUGAAGAUGUUUAAUUUAAAUUAAUCUUACCCAGCAUUCAUUGGGUUUGACUUUUUAACAUUUUACUCGUUUCAUGGUCUAUAUUCUGAAUGGUGCAGUGUUCAGGGAAGAUUUAAUAAUCCAUUAUUUGUAUCCAAAACGUUUUUCUUCUGUAAUCUACCAGGAUUUAUUUUUGUGUUUCUUUAUAAUAACUGGAGACAUUUAUUUCAUUAUUUUUUUAUUUGCAGAUUUUACAUAUUUCAACAGUAAAACCACAAAUUCUGCAGAUUUGCUGUAGGGCAAGAGGAUGCAAUCCCUGGUGUAACCAGUGGGUGGUGGUGUUGGUCCAUAAAUCAGUAGAAAUUGAUUUCUUGGCCUGUUUUAAAAAUUCCCUUACACUGUUUUUAGGAUCACACUAAAUUUUAUGGUCGUUAAACAACAGCUUUUAAAUGGCAACGUCCUAACAUCAAAACUCUAAAUGAUAUUUCUGACAGGAUAUUUUUUACUGACUCACAGAAAAAGAUUUCAUAUUCCUGUUUCCUGUUUUACAGCCAAAUAAGAUGGGUUUUCUGUUUAAAUGUGUUCAGUAUAGUUGUUUUUGUAAACCUUUCAGUGUUGUGUGUGUGUGUGUGUGUGUGUGUGUGUGUGUGUGUGUGUGUGUGUGUGUGUGUGUGUGUGUGUGUGUGUGUGUGUGUGUGUGUGUGUGUGUGUUUCUGUGUGACAAACAAAGAGACUUGCCGUUGUUAUGUAGUCUUCUGCUGUAGUUGUGUUAAGUCACUCCUGUAUUUGUUUUUUCAAUUAAAAUCUAAUCUUCGCA
This is a messenger RNA of Nothobranchius furzeri (turquoise killifish), 6239 nucleotides long. The record is from RefSeq and is a predicted model, not a curated record. Lineage: Eukaryota; Metazoa; Chordata; Actinopteri; Cyprinodontiformes; Nothobranchiidae.